GAAUUGGUCAAGAUUAAUUACCAUAAUUUUUUUAUCGGCUACCCAUUUGUAGACAAUGGGGCCUAAUUAAAUUGGUUGCAUCAUAGAACAUUCAUAUAUACAUCUUAUACAAUCAAUAGCUACCAACCGCUACCAUGUCCUCCACAAGAAAACUUCUCCGAUCCAAUUUCCUCCUCAUAUUGUUCAUUGCAGCGAGUUGCAGCCCACCGGAUGACCCAGUCAAAUGCUCAACAAAAGACUCCGACUGCACCAUCACCAACUGUUAUGGCAUGUUCCCUGAUCGCAGCACCUGUCGAGCUGGGAACGUGGCCUACCCAGGCACCGAAGAGGAGAUCGUUUCCAUUGUAUCCGCUGCAACCAAGGCCGGUAAGAAGAUGAAGGUGGUGACUAGUUUUGCUCACAGCAUCCCCAAACUCGCCUGCCCUGACGGUGUCGAUGGGUUGCUUAUUAGCACCAAAUAUCUCAACCAUGUAGUAAAUGUAGAUGCUGCAGCAAUGACAAUGACAGUGGAGAGUGGAAUGGCCUUGAGUCAGCUGAUCGAGGAGGCGGCCAAGGCAGGACUUGCAUUGCCGUAUGCCCCCUACUGGUCUGGCGCCACCAUUGGGGGCAUCCUGAGCACGGGGUCUCAUGGCAGCUCCUUGUGGGGCAAGGGAAGUGCAGUUCAUGAUUACGUUAUAGGUAUGAGAAUUGUAAGUCCAGGAGGGCCUGAUGAAGGGUAUGCCAAGAUCCGGAUUCUGAAUGAGAGUCACGAGGAUCUGAAUGCAGCUAAAGUUUCUCUAGGAGUUCUUGGAGUUAUUUCCCAGCAUGAGUUUGCAGAUAUGUCAUGGUACCCUAGUCAACGCCAGGUUGUGUAUCGAGUUGACGAUCGUGUUUCUCCGGAUGUUUCUGGAGAAGGUCUGUACGACUUCACCGGAUUCCGCGACACACUUUCACUUGUAGCCGAAAGUAUUAGAACUACAGAGGAAACUCAAGAAUCCAAUGGUUUGGAUGAACUGAAGUGCGUUUCCGCAGGGGUAACCACCACGAUCCUUGGAGCAAUUGCAUACGGAUUAACAAACAAUGGUAUUAUUUUUACUGGUUAUCCAGUAAUUGGAUAUCAAAACCGCCUCCAAUCAUCUUCAAGCUGCGUCAAUAGUCCUGAGGAUGGACUAAUUACUGCAUGUCCUUGGGACCCAAGAAUAAAAGGUGAGUUUUUUCACCAAACUACCUUCAAAAUCAGUUUGUCCGUAGUUCAGAGCUUCAUUGAAGACGUACAAAGCCUGGUUGCCUUGGAGCCCAAGUCACUCUGUGGACUAGAACUCUACAAUGGAAUCCUCAUGCGCUAUGUUAAAGCUUCAAGUGCUUACUUGGGCAGUCAAGAGGAUGCAUUAGACUUUGAUAUCACCUAUUACCGGAGCAAAGAUCCACUGACUCCCAGGCUUUACGAAGAUAUUCUGGAAGAGAUAGAACAAAUGGCAGUGUUCAAGUAUGGAGGUCUUCCACACUGGGGGAAGAAUAGGAACAUUGCAUUCGAUGGUGUGUUCAAGAAAUACAGAAAUGUAACAGAGUUCUUGAAGUUUAGAGUAGGGAAAGGAAUGCUGGCUGCGAGAGGGAUUAAGUAGAAUAGUUAUGAAAUGAGUCCCUUUGUUUCAAUUUACUUGCAAAAUUUCUUUAAAAUGGUUGUUUUAAUUUAUUUGUUAAUUUUUAUUUUAAAAGCCACUAAAUUCUUAUUAUUUUA
Molecule: messenger RNA, 1717 nt
Organism: Rubroshorea leprosula
Lineage: Eukaryota; Viridiplantae; Streptophyta; Magnoliopsida; Malvales; Dipterocarpaceae
Source: the annotation of a GenBank genome assembly